Suricata suricatta (meerkat) is the source of this 3221-nucleotide messenger RNA. It is a transcript of the gene CIMIP5, whose product is annotated as chromosome 4 C2orf50 homolog. The record is from RefSeq and is a predicted model, not a curated record. Lineage: Eukaryota; Metazoa; Chordata; Mammalia; Carnivora; Herpestidae. The transcript has 4 exons. The coding region runs from base 37 to 477 and encodes 146 amino acids.
ACACACACACACACACACACACACACACACAGAUCCAUGGGGAGCCACCCCCACCCUGGGUUCCAGAGAACCGCCUCCACCAGGCUGCCCGCCUUCCAUGCCUCCACUGCCCAGAGCGGCCCUGUGGCGGGCAGGGGUCUGGCUGGUGGUCGCCAAGCCCCCGGGGCCCCCAGAGCUGAUGGUGUGCCCCAGGAUCAGCUGUGGAGGGAGCUCUUGGAGGCCGAGAGGCGGGCCCAGCGGCGCUGGGCUCAGAACUGGAGUUUCCUGAAAGACUACGACCCCCUGGGCAAUAGGAAGGAGCCUGUGAAGCUGCCAGAGCACGUGCCCUUCUUUUCCGACGUGGUCCCCAGUUCCAUGAGCCACGUGGUGGGCAGCAGGGUGGACACGGCCCUGGGGCAAGCCCUCGUCAGCAUGGAUUUCUUCUUCAUGGAGGGCGUCCGGAAGAAGAAGCUAGAAGCUGAGCUGCAGCCCGUGUAGGAGGAAGAGCACCAGGGCCGGGGGCCGCGUGUCAGCCAGCCUCGUCCCCCCCUCCCAGGCCCCGCACAACCUCUCCGAGCGCCGCACUGACCCAUCUCCACACAUGAGGUUAGAAAGCCUCCAGGAACUCGGCCAGGCUCAGAGGCUGGCACUCCCUGACAAGGCCAGGGACAUGCAGCCGACUUGUGGCCACGAGCUGACUGCCCCGGGUUCAAGUCCUGCUCCUGACUCUGAGCAGCUGUGCGAUGUUGAACAGGGUGUUCGAACCCUCUGGGCCUCCAUGUCCCCACCGCAACCUGGUGUGUUUGUUUCCUCUUGCUGCCGUGACAAAUGGCCACGCACCGAGUGGCUGGAAACAGCACAUGACAGCGAUGGAGGUCGGACGCCCAAAGCGGGUUCCACCGGACUGAAACCUGGGCGCGCGCAGGCCUGCAUUUCUUUCUGGAGCCCAAAGGCAUCUGAGUCCUCGCCUUCUCCGGCUUCCAGAGAGAGGCUGCCCACAUUCCUUGGCAUGUUCCUCCCUCAUCUCAGAGGCACAAUGAUAGCCUCUCCAAAUCCUCUUUCUCUCUCUGCCUCCCUCCCUCCAUCUCUUACGACGUCCAGGAUAAUCUCUCCAACUCACUUAAUCAUUUACUAUAAUCACAUCUGCAAAAUCCCUCUUGCGUGUGAGGUCAUAUAUUCACAGGCCCCGGGGAUUAGGACACGGAUCUCGCUGGCCGUGUUUCUGCUACCGCAUCGAGAAAUAAGAAAAGUACUGAUGCUAUAAGGGCAUGAAGAUGAAAGGAACUACCGUGUGGAAGUGCUCAGAGCAGCCCCUGGACCACGGCAUGCGGGUGGGUUUGCAGAGGGCGCCCCGCUCUCGGGCAGAAGAGUAGCAUCCUGGGAACUGCCCAGGGAGAUGUGGGUCCUCACACAGAGGCCGCUCCCGGUCUCUUCCUUUCUGUGGGAUGGUCUGUGUGGCCGUGAUUGGCUGGCGCCAGGCUGGGAGCGUCCUCCGGACCCCGAGCUGAGGCCCCGUCCGCUGCCCCCCGGAGCCUGCGACCCAGGCCCACUCCCAGCGCUCUGCCCUCUGGGGACAACAGGGAGGAGCCUGGGCCUGGGCUCAGCCACAGCAGGAAAGGGGAGCAGGGCGCUUGGGGUCCAUUUGGGGUCUUAUUUCCAUUUGAGAGCGAGGGUGAAGCAAGAGAUAAUCUGGGAACUCCCAGGAGGUAGGAAGAGCCUCGGCUAAAUGCAGAUGCAGGGGAAGGAGCCCAGGGGACCCAAGGGGACCAUCCCAAGCUUCAAUGCCUGCCGCUGGAGGUCCCUGGUCACUCCCUGGGAGCACAGACACUUACAGACAAUGUGAUGAUUGAGCACAGACUCUGUAACCGGCACAUGACCUGAAUGGUCUCUUUUGUAAGGAUUACUGUCACCAUUUGAGAGAUUUGGUGACUAAGCCAAAGACUCCAUCCCUCUGGCCAGGGGCCCACAGCGAGUAAGGAGCCAAACUCACGCCUGACUCACACUCUUCUCUCAGGGGGGAGGAGAGACAGACCGCCAGGACAUCACCCACGCAGGGCCUGUCUCUGGGCACACACGCAGUGGGUACCGAGUCUGGCAGGUUCACGGGUGCACAGUGUGGCCGUAGGCACGCCGAGGGACACCCCACUCCCUCUCCGGCUCAUAGGUCCGCAUGACCUUGACUGGCUCAGCUGGACUUGGCUCCAAGCUUCGGGUUGGGUCCGGGUCUGGCCACAAGCCUCUCGUUUCUUGGGCCAGCAGCUUCCUGGGGCGUGUCCUCCAGGAGCGUCACCGGAGCCCAGGAGCCAAAGCGAACCAUUCAGGCUUCUGCGCGCGCACAUCCGCUAACGUCUCAUCGGCCCAGCAAGGCACAGGGCCAACCCCAGCCUCACGAGGACAAGAAAGCAUACUUUGCCCACAGCAGGAGCGUCCGGAGGCAAAUAUUGGCAGAGUACUAGUCCCAGCCAUCCAGCCGCACCUUCCCUUCCCUGCCGGACCUGACGUCUUCCUGAGCCGAUGCCUGCUGCCACCUUCUUGCAAACUGGCCACGUCACCCACUGGCAGCCGAGAUCGGGGCCGUGCAGCGUCUGCUCUCUGUCUCCUUUGGACCAGAACAAAGGACGGGCCAGGAGAAGUGAGACCAAGCCGGCAGCAGCCAAGACACCAGGAAAGCCAAAUGGGGCACGAGAGACAAGGAGAUGAGGCAGCUCACCCGCCAAGACCACGAAGAAGUGGGAUACGCCAGUGAGCCGUAGGGAGGCUGAAGGGUUUUUGUUCGAUUUUUUUUUAAGUAGGCUUCAUGCCCAGCGCAGAGCCCAGUGCGGGGCUUGACCUCAUGACUGUGAGAUCCAGACCUGAGCUGAGAUCAAGGGUCGGGUGCUUAACCGACUGGGCCACCCAGGCGUCCCCCUCUCUUUGCUCUUUAUCGCUGCCUCUCUGAGCACCCCACGUCUCUGCUUACAGGAAAAAUAACAGACUGCUUUCCAGGAAACUUACGAGGUGAGCUCGGACUUCCUCCUGUUCCAGGGAGUGAGGAAAUGCUCAAAACGGGACGGUGGAGCCUCAAAGGGAUGGAUGUAAGAGUCAACCUGAAGGGACUCCCACUGGUCAAAUUCGGGACAAGGUGAGCUGUAAGACGCUGCCCAUGCCUCACUGCAUCCCCUACAACUUCUGGGCAAAGCCAGCGCCCACAAAUCCCACCAAAGAUAGAAAGUAAUAAUAAAGAAGCCAUGAGUUCAUAUCAA